CGCAUCGUCAACCUGUGUUUAUCGAGUCUUGUUCUUGGAGUAUGCUCAAUUUACUACAUCUUCGUCGUCGAUCAUGCAAUCCAGGUUCUCAACGCUGUUUGGCCGACGUUACAACUCAGCAAACUUACCUACCUCAUCAUUGCUAUUGUGCCAUUCACGCUGCUUUCGUAUGUCAGAGUCCAUCUGAGCAAUACUGUAAAGGCUGCUGAUGCAGAUAAUUUGUACAAUAACAUCUACAAUAAGAAUAGGAAGCAAGGAGCGGAAGCUUCGAAUGACUUAAUUUGCAUACCGUAA
Molecule: messenger RNA, 294 nt
Organism: Cylicostephanus goldi
Lineage: Eukaryota; Metazoa; Nematoda; Chromadorea; Rhabditida; Strongylidae
Source: the annotation of a GenBank genome assembly